AUGCUGGGUCUCGGUACCAUUUUCUAUGUGGCAUUGUUACUGGUAAACAGCAUCGCUAUCCUAAAUGAAGAGCGAUUCUUAAGUCGAAUCGGAUGGUCUACAAAUCCCCGUUCUCUCAGCAGCUUGGAUGCAGGAGAUGGCGAUUCAGGCGUCAAACAGCGCUUAAUUCAUCUUAUAAGUGCUGUUCGAGUAUUACUACGCAUUCCUUUGAUCAUCAUCAACGUCCUCGUCAUUAUCUAUGAGCUAAUUCUCGGGUAA
Molecule: messenger RNA, 258 nt
Organism: Malassezia restricta
Lineage: Eukaryota; Fungi; Basidiomycota; Malasseziomycetes; Malasseziales; Malasseziaceae
Product: integral membrane protein required for ER to golgi transport
Exons: 3
Coding region: 1-258 (85 amino acids)
Biological process (GO): endoplasmic reticulum to Golgi vesicle-mediated transport
Cellular component (GO): COPII-coated ER to Golgi transport vesicle; Golgi membrane; endoplasmic reticulum membrane
Source: RefSeq, a predicted model, not a curated record